Messenger RNA from Phlebotomus argentipes, 1315 nucleotides. Its product is annotated as purine nucleoside phosphorylase. Gene Ontology annotation, biological process: nucleoside metabolic process. Bases 323 to 1258 code for a protein of 311 amino acids. Gene Ontology annotation, cellular component: cytoplasm. Gene Ontology annotation, molecular function: purine-nucleoside phosphorylase activity. The transcript is spliced from 3 exons. NCBI's taxonomy places the organism in Eukaryota, Metazoa, Arthropoda, Insecta, Diptera, Psychodidae. The record is from RefSeq and is a predicted model, not a curated record.
AUAUAUUUGUGUGGCUCUGCUGUCUUAUCAGCGAGAGCAGCGCUGUGUUUUGUAGUUGAUUCUCGUGCGGACAGUUUAUCAAUGGAAGUGCGCGCGUCAAUGUGAGCCAGCUGAUUCCAAGGAUCUCCUCAUAAAAGCUCGAGACACUUUAGUUAGUUGCUUCCGAGCAGUCGAGCGAACAAGUUGAGAGAAUAUUUUCUGUGAUCAGAGUGCGCAAGCGAAGCAGUUGGAGAAGAUUCCAAAGUGAUCGCGCGAAACUCCUGAGAUUAUCACACAACUAUUCCUGGGCGAUUGAGAAGGACGCGGACAAGAAUUCACAACAAUGACCAACACCACGAACGGCAAAGUGAUCAAUGGGAAUGGCACCAGCGAGAGAUCUCGCAGCCCAAACAGCCAGAAGCCAGAGGAGCUAUAUCCCUAUGAGAUGAUCAAGGAGAUCGCUGAUCAUCUGCUGGAGAAGACAAAGUACCGCCCAAAGAUCGGGAUCAUCUGUGGCAGCGGUCUCGGGACUCUGGCGGAGAGUCUCACUGACGUGGACGUGUUUGACUACGAGAACAUCCCCUACUUUCCGUCCACCACAGUCGAGGGCCACGCUGGCAGAAUGGUCUUUGGCCAGCUGAAUCGCGUCCCCGUGAUGUGCAUGCAGGGCCGAUUCCACUAUUACGAGGGACACUCGCUGGAGAAGUGCUCCAUGCCCAUCAGGGUCAUGAAGUUAUCAGGCGUGACCCAUCUGAUCAUCACGAACGCUGCUGGUGGGCUGAAUUCAGCCUACAACGUCGGCGAUAUCGUGGUGAUCAAGGACCAUCUCAAUCUCAUGGGCAUGGCGGGACUCAAUCCCCUCCUGGGCCCCAAUGAUCCGCGUUUCGGACCUCGCUUCCCCGCCAUGAACAACGCCUACACGCCAGAGUUGCGCGCCAUGGCGAAGAGGAUCGGCACUGAGAUGGGAAUCGCCAAUGAGAUGCAUGAGGGUGUCUACACAUGUCUGGCCGGGCCCAACUACGAGACUCCAGCUGAGCUGCGCGCGCUCAAGAUUCUGGGCGUCGAUGCAGUUGGGAUGUCAACAGUGCAUGAAGUCGUCAUGGCCAAGCAUUGCAACCUGACGGUCUUCGCCAUCAGCUUGAUCACCAAUAAGUGUGUCUUUGAUUAUGAUGGGCAGCAGGAGGAGGCCUGCCAUGAGGAGGUCGUGGAGGUGGGAAAGAUCCGGCAGCGUGUCUUGUGCGAUCUCGUGCAGAGGAUGGCGACGGAAAUUGCAAAGUGAAACAAAUUCUUAAUGUUAAAUUCGCAAGAGAGACAAUAAAUUAAAUGUGCUUGGAAA